AUGUCUACUGAGAACAAAAAAGCGCUGGUGUUAAUAGCAGACGGAAGCGAAGAAAUGGAAGCGGUCAUUUCAAGUAACGCAUCAUAUGAGCUUGAUGUGCUUCGACGCGCCUCAAUUGAAGUGACAGUUGCAGGUGUCGCACUCAAAGAACAAACAUUUGCCACGUGCAGUCGCGGUGUUAAAAUUAUUCCAGAUGUUCCUUUUGAGAAUCUUUGGCCUACCGUAUCGCCUGAUACUUUUGAUGUAAUUAUUGUACCUGGUGGUUUGGGCGGAGCGAAAACUAUUUCGUCAAACGAACACGUUCAAAAGUUAUUGGCGAAUGCUCAUCAAUCUGGGAAAAUUGUUGCGGCAAUUUGUGCUGGUCCAAUCUCCAUCAAGUCCUCGAACAUUAACAAAGGUGGUAGUAUCACUUGUCACCCUGUGGUACAGAAAGAGUUGGAAACUGAAUAUCAGUUUAGAGAGGAUCGUGCUAUAGUUGAUAAUAAUGUUAUUACAAGUCGUGGUCCUGGUACUGCGUUUCUCUUUGCUUUGACAAUUGUUGAGCAACUUUUGGGUAAAGAGAAACGAGAUGAAAUUUCUCCGCCGAUGUUUCUUGCUUCCACGUUGUAA
This is a messenger RNA of Ambispora gerdemannii, 609 nucleotides long. The record is from the annotation of a GenBank genome assembly. Lineage: Eukaryota; Fungi; Glomeromycota; Glomeromycetes; Archaeosporales; Ambisporaceae.